Messenger RNA from Hymenoscyphus albidus, 1071 nucleotides. The record is from the annotation of a GenBank genome assembly. Lineage: Eukaryota; Fungi; Ascomycota; Leotiomycetes; Helotiales; Helotiaceae.
AUGCUUCGCAGCAUACAAAAGAUGGCAGAAACAGCAGCUAAAAGAGUCAAGAUCUCGCCGGUCAGUAUCGGAACCCACAAUGGCCAUUUCCACGCCGAUGAAGCCCUCGCAGUCUACAUGCUCCGCCUCCUCCCCACCUACCAAGAUUCUCAACUCAUCCGUACUCGAGACCCAGCCCUGCUCCAGACAUGCCACACCGUCGUCGAUGUAGGAGGAGAGUACGAUGCGUCCGUUCAUCGAUAUGAUCACCACCAGCGUACUUUCACCACGACCUUCCCCAAUCGCCCUACGAAGCUCUCGUCUGCGGGGUUGGUGUAUAUGCACUUUGGGAAAGCAAUCAUUGCGCAGAAACUUGGGAUCGAGGAGGACGCAGAGGAAGUUAGUAUCAUAUGGGAAAAGAUCUAUCAGAGUUUCAUCGAGGCUUUGGAUGCUCACGAUAAUGGUAUCUCCGUCUACGACCCAAAAGCCAUCAGCGCCGCCGGGCUGGAGAAGCGAUUCAGUGAUGGAGGGUUCUCUCUUGGUGCCAUGGUCUCAAGACUGAAUCCGAACUGGAACGACGCAAUUCCCUCAGACGUUGUCGAGGCACAGAAGUUCGAAGAUGACAAGUUCUUGGUUGCUAGUGCAAGAAUGGGCGAGGAGUUCUCGAGAGAUUUGGAGUAUUAUACCAAUGCAUGGUUGCCAGCAAGGGAUAUUGUUCAUAAGGCAUACAAAAAACGAUUGGAGUAUGAUCCAGAAGGAAGAAUCCUUGUCUUUGAUGGACAAUCUGUUCCGUGGAAAGACCAUCUCUACACCCUGGAGGAUACUGAGGGCACAACUUCAAAAGUUCUCUACGUGCUGUACCCUGAAAAGCCAGCACCGGAUGCCAAAUGGAGAAUUCAAUGCGUCCCAGUCACCAUGGAUUCGUUCGAGAGCAGAAAGCCAUUGCCAGAGGCGUGGAGAGGAUUCAGAGAUGAAAAGUUGGAUGAGGUCUCAGGGAUUGCCGGAGGUGUCUUUGUACACGCUGCAGGAUUCAUUGGUGGAAACAAGACCUUCGAUGGUGCUAUUUCGAUGGCUAAAAAGGCUCUCGUUUGA